This is a messenger RNA of Neltuma alba, 1789 nucleotides long. RefSeq lists its product as uncharacterized. The transcript has 9 exons. The record is from RefSeq and is a predicted model, not a curated record. The coding region runs from base 574 to 1533 and encodes 319 amino acids. NCBI's taxonomy places the organism in Eukaryota, Viridiplantae, Streptophyta, Magnoliopsida, Fabales, Fabaceae.
CUUACAAAUCCAUUCGCUAUUUCUUAAAUUCUCGGUAUUCUGCUUGUCUGGUUUAAGUGCAGGGUGAAUUCUUCUGACCAAAAGUAAAUAAUCAGAUAAAGUGAUUGAGUCAACGCAGAUGAGCAAUUGUCCCCCCAUAUUGUUGAGUUUAAGCUGCACAAUUCAUUUUAUUUUCUAUCUCAGUUUUGAUUCUUUCUGGUGAUUAAAGUUUGGGAAUUUGCUUUUGGGUUUCAUACUUUAGUGUGAAUUCUUUCUGGGUUCAUACUUAAGUUCAACGUGACUUCUUCUGUCCGAGAAAAUGUCAUCAAAUAAAGUGAUUUAGUCAAUGCAGAUGAGCAAUUUCCCUCCCGGAUCGCAGAGUUUGGGUUGCAUAGUUCUUUUGUAUUUUCUACUUCGGUUUUGAUUCUUUCCGGUGAUUACUUUUCGCGAAUGUACUGACUAGCCACUGGGGAGCUCCAUUGGUAGGGUCACGCGUUCAACUUCUCUGAUCAGUUAUCAGCUAUAAUCUUGAAGCUAAAGUUCCAGGACGUAGCCUGAAAAGUUCAAAAAGAUUAGGAAAUCCGUAGUUUAGGCAUGGCAAAUGAUUGUCCAAUAGAGCAGCCCCUGGUGGAGGAACUUACUUUUCCUGAAGCUCCAUUCAAGAGUUGCCAUGCAUCUACCAUUGUUGAGGUUGAGAAGGAUCAUUUCCUGGUUGCCUAUUUUGGGGGCACGUCAGAGGGGGCACCUGAUGUCAAAAUAUGGUUGCAGACUUACAAAAAUGGCAGAUGGUAUCCACCUGUAAUCGCAGAUGAACAACCAAAUGUUCCUAUGUGGAACCCUGUACUGUUCAAGCUCCCAUCAGACGAGAUACUGCUAUUCUACAAAAUAGGCCAAGAAGUUCAAAAAUGGAGUGGAUUUAUGAAAAGGUUGUAUGAUAAAGGCAUCACCUGGACAGAAAGAGAACAACUUCCUCCAGGCAUAUUAGGACCAAUAAAGAAUAAGCCCAUUUUGCUGGACAGUGGCCAUUUACUUUGUGGAUCAUCUGUUGAGAGCUGGAACUCCUGGGGUGCAUGGAUGGAGGUCACUACAGAUUUUGGUCGGUCAUGGACGAAGUAUGGCCCAAUUUACUUUGAAAACAAUCCCCUGAGUGUAAUCCAACCAGUACCUUAUCAGACUUCAAAUGGGGCAAUACGAGUUUUACUACGAUCCUUUGAUGGCAUUGGUAGAGUGUGUAUGUCAGAAUCUUCUGAUGGUGGCAAGACUUGGGGAUAUGCAAAACCCACUAAGCUCCCAAACCCGAAUUCAGGCAUUGACGGCGUUAAGCUGCGAGAUGGCCGUUUGUUGCUUGCUUACAAUACAGUUUCAAGGGGCGUAUUGAAGGUUGCCCUAUCUGAAGAUGAUGGUGAUUCUUGGCGUGAAGCUCUUACGUUGGAGAAUAACUUGGGAAUGGAGUUCUCUUAUCCUGCUGUUAUCCAGGCCAGUGAUGGACGUGUGCACAUCACGUAUACUUAUAACAGGACACAAAUUAAGCGUGUUGUUCUUGAGCUAAAGUGACGUGGGUUCGUGAAUUAAAUUACCUCGAACGGCAAACGAUGUUUCCGGUCAUUCUAAGUUAAUUAUAAUUAAGGACCUUAAAUUUUGAAAAUUUCAAGAAAAGAUCAAGGUCCUUUGUUGUAAUUGGAGUAUUUUGAGUGAAAUUUUUCAAUAAUGAUGUUUGAUUUUUUUUUUUUUUUGAGGACUUAUUUUUCGAUAUUUUCAUUACUAAUCGUUGAUAUUGUCAGUAGUUCAGUACUCAUUCGUUAAAGAAUAA